This is a messenger RNA of Lucilia cuprina (Australian sheep blowfly), 1465 nucleotides long. RefSeq lists its product as uncharacterized. The transcript has a single exon. The coding region runs from base 184 to 1290 and encodes 368 amino acids. Lineage: Eukaryota; Metazoa; Arthropoda; Insecta; Diptera; Calliphoridae. The record is from RefSeq and is a predicted model, not a curated record.
UAAACAAAUUAAAGAAAAUGAAUUCUAAUUUUAGAACUCAAGAGAAUCGAUUUGAGCAACAUGUUUACCAGUGCGAACCAAACAAAAUGUUCUUUAGUUUAAUUUUUGUCGCCAAAUAGUAAGACAGUGGAAAAUAUUAAAAAUUUUGUUUUUAUUUGCUGGUUUGAAAGAAAUUGCAUCAUUAUGAUUUUUCAAAAAUAUAAUUUUCAUAUAGUUGUGUUUGUCGCUUUUAUUUUACAAACCAAUGGAGACAUAAAUUCUUCAAGCGCUAUAAGGCCAACCAUACUUUUAGGGGCUCCAGCCCAUGUUAUAAGUGGUGAACAUAUUUCAUUGGACUUUUAUGCAGCUGUAGAAUUAAGUGAUGGUGCAAAAAAUGAUUUGCAUGAAUUACUUUAUAAUUUUCUAGAGAAUUUGCAGAGAAACCUUUCUACGUCAUCAAUUCUCAAUACGGUGGUGGCCAAACCAAUAGACAUUGAAAUCAGUAGAUAUCAACUAGGAAAACUUAAUGAUCUGGCUGAUUUCUUUCAACAUUCAUCGAAUACUGCGGGACAAUUUGCACAAAAAGCUGAACAUUUUUUUGAAACUUCUAAGAAUGAGAGUCAUUCGUUGCUGCUUAAAUUACGACAAUUGCCAUCGGCACAACGUUUUCUGCCUACUGCUGUGAAAAUGCGAUUAACAGAUUAUUUCGCUGAAAUGGAGUUUUUUCACGUUAUGUUUUCAGAAAUUAUCGAUGAGGCUCUUGAAUACAUUGUGGAUACUUUACGAUCAAUUCAAAGAACAUUUUUACGCUACGCCGAUAUUCAGAGGGAUACAUUACGCACCUGGAAUUUCAAAUCUGACGAAUGGUGCUGUAAUACCUACUUGGAUUUUUUGCAACAAUGGUCGGCACACAUUUUCAAGUGUGCUGCCAGUAGUAAUCUCCAUGUUGCAUACGAUGUUUAUGCCACUACUGAAACAUCCACCAAAUAUAUUAUGCGUCAACUGGAGUUUCGUAUACAACGUUUAUACAAUUGUUUCAUUUUUGGCAACUACGAAUUGAGAUGCCAAUUUCUACGCAAACCAGAAAUUGAUUUUGAAAAACUUUUCGCUAAACUUGACGAAUUGCAACAAUAUUUCGAUAUAAAAAUAAAGGGAGGACGUGUUACAGAUGAUCGUUCUGGUCGAAGUCGACGUCAGCAGGAUGAAACUAAGAACAUCUACGACAAAUGCAUACCAUAUGGAUUUCCAGAUAUCCAAAUGACAACUAGUUUAAAAACAUGUUUUUAUUUUCCAAAUUCAAAUAAAGUUUAAAGAAAAUGUUCAUAUUAAAGGAAACAACCAGCUUGUGACCUAAAACGUUAUAUCUAAUGUUUUCUCGUUAUAUCCUAAUAUAUAUGUAUUUAUGUAUGAAUGUAUUGUGUUUAAAUAAUGAAAUAAUAAAUUCAAAUUCAUCAGUACAUAAGUUGCAAAAAAUAAAUAUAAACAA